Leptosomus discolor (cuckoo roller) is the source of this 1025-nucleotide messenger RNA. The record is from RefSeq and is a predicted model, not a curated record. Lineage: Eukaryota; Metazoa; Chordata; Aves; Leptosomiformes; Leptosomidae.
ACAAGCUGGUGGUUUUUUGCAGGAGGGGCUUUGUAGAGGGGCUGGAACCGGACGUGUGAAAUGGCUGCGAAGGUGUUUGAAAGCCUUGGGAAGCUUGGCCUGGGGUUGGCUGUCGCAGGUGGAGUUGUCAAUUCUGCUCUUUACAAUGUUGAUGCAGGCCACAGAGCUGUCAUCUUUGACCGAUUCCGCGGGGUCCAGGACACAGUGGUAGGAGAAGGUACCCACUUCCUCAUCCCCUGGGUACAGAAACCCAUCAUUUUCGACUGCCGCUCUCGCCCCCGUAACAUUCCUGUCAUCACUGGCAGCAAAGAUCUACAGAACGUGAACAUCACGUUGCGUAUCCUGUUCAGACCCGUGACCGCCCAGUUACCGCGGAUUUUCACCAGUAUUGGAGAGGACUAUGAUGAGCGUGUCCUGCCCUCAAUCACAACCGAAAUCCUCAAGUCUGUUGUGGCUCGCUUUGAUGCUGGAGAAUUGAUCACUCAGAGAGAGCUGGUGUCCAGGCAAGUGAGCGAAGACCUCACGGAGAGAGCGGCAACCUUCGGGCUCAUUCUGGAUGAUGUGUCCUUGACCCACCUGACCUUUGGCAAGGAGUUCACGGAGGCGGUGGAAAUGAAGCAAGUGGCCCAGCAAGAAGCAGAGCGAGCCAGAUUCAUUGUGGAAAAGGCCGAGCAGCAGAAGAAAGCAGCCGUCAUCUCUGCUGAGGGAGACUCGAAAGCAGCCGAGCUGAUUGCCAACUCGCUGGCCACUGCAGGAGAUGGCUUGAUUGAGCUGCGCAAGCUGGAGGCCGCCGAAGACAUCGCGUACCAGCUCUCACGGUCCCGCAACAUCACCUACCUGCCCUCUGGACAGUCAGUGCUCCUCCAGCUGCCGCAGUGAAGCUGGCUCUGCAGCCAUAGCUAGCCGUGUCACCUCUACCUUACCAGAUCAGCCCUUUCCAAAAGAAUCUGUGCGAUUUCCUCACUGGUAGAAACAGGGGAAAUUAAAAUUCAACUCAUUUUGAAUUCUUAAUCAAAUAAAACUGA